Molecule: messenger RNA, 3055 nt
Organism: Amphiprion ocellaris (clown anemonefish)
Lineage: Eukaryota; Metazoa; Chordata; Actinopteri; Pomacentridae
Product: fibrillin-2
Exons: 23
Coding region: 184-2628 (814 amino acids)
Molecular function (GO): calcium ion binding
Source: RefSeq, a predicted model, not a curated record
GGAUCGUACAGCCCCCCAUACUGACGCAGAGCUGGCGUGCAACUGCGCGGAAUCCGCAUCUGGAGAAGACGGGGACAGGAUCGCGUUUUGGCAUCUGAGAAGGAAAAAACCCCUCCAAGUCUCUGUCUGUCUCCAGUGACCCAAAGUUCUCUUCAGUAAAUCUGAGGUAUCCGGAUUGAGGUGAUGACUCACCUCUGGACUCUCCUGUCAGGCCUGCUGCUGGUUUCAUCGGUGGCCGAACCUCUGAGCAGCCCAGAGGAUCAUGAAAAUGAAGUCUUGAAACACACAGAGACGGAGCUCAACAUAAACCAGGAUCAGGUGAUUGAGAAUGCAAUCCGAAACGUCAGUGAGCCGACAACAGCCAACACACCGACCACAUCUCCUUUGAGUACCACAGCUCCCCCAAACUCCAGCGUUGCUCCUCAGUGUCCAGGAAACCAGGUGAUGCAGGAGGGCAGCGGUGGAUGCGGCUGUCCACCUGGUUUGCUGAAGGAUGGGGACAACUGUACGUGUCCGGUGGGCUUCGCUCUGGAGGGAGAAGCAGAGUGUAAAGAUGUUGAUGAGUGUGAAGGACAGGAACCAUGUGGUCUCCAUGCCAGCUGCAGCAACACCCCCGGCUCUUACUCGUGCAGCUGUCUCCGUGGUUACCUGAUGGCUGCUGGAGGAUGCCAGGAUGUCGAUGAGUGUGCUCUGGCAGCAGUGACGGGUUUGCAGGCCUGUCAGGGUGGCGCUGAAUGUAAAAACACCCCCGGCUCCUUCACGUGUUCCUGCCCUGUUGGAUAUGUGAUGGCUCUAAAUGGAAAAAGCUGCAUAGAUGUGGAUGAGUGCAGCUUCGAGGAACAGUGUCGCCGCGAGCUGGGAAACAUGUGUGUGAACACUCCUGGCAGUUUUGUGUGUCAGUGCCAGCUGGGCUUCAGAGCAGAAGCUCCUGCAUGUGUCGGUCCAGUGUGUCCAGACUACACCGUGUGUCAAGAUGUGGAUGAAUGCACGGAGAGUCCCGCAGUGUGUGACGGUCAGGGUGUGUGUCAGAACACGCUGGGAAGCUACAAGUGUGUUUGUCGACCAGGUUACCGGGGAAACGGCACACACUGUGAAGAUGAGAAUGAGUGUGCUUUAGGUGGUCACAGGUGCGACAGCAACGCUCGAUGCGGCAACAUCAUCGGGUCGUACUUCUGCCAGUGUUACCAGGGCUUCAAUGGAGAUGGACACUCUUGUUUUGAUGUUGAUGAGUGUGCUGUGACCAACGGCCACUGUGAACACAACUGCACCAAUGAACCGGGAGGAUACAGCUGCCAGUGUUUCUCCGGUUACCAGCUGGACCAGGAUGGACACAACUGUACAGAUGUGGACGAGUGUUCGGCGCUAAAUGGGACCUGUGAGCACAUUUGCAUCAACACUCGGGGGUCUUUCCAGUGUUCCUGCAGACCCGGAUACCAGCUGCACAUCGACGGUCACACCUGUGUGGACAUAGAUGAAUGUAAACUCCAGAACGGCGGCUGCUCUCACACCUGCACCAACAAUCCUGGAGGACACACUUGUCACUGCUCACCUCCUCUGUUGCUGGACACAGACAACCUCACCUGCAGCAAUGUUACAUCUUGUAAGCUGAGAAAUGGCGGCUGUGAUCAUGUUUGCACUGUGAGGGCUGAAGGCAGCAUCCAGUGUAGCUGUCGAACAGGCUGGAAACUGGGUGAAGACAUGAGGAGCUGCGAAGAUGUGAAUGAAUGUGGAGACUUUACAAACGGAGGCUGUGAGCAGCUCUGUCUGAACCAUGCUGGUGGGUUUUACUGCACCUGCAGGGAGGGAUACAAAGUACGAACAGACGAUCCCACCAAGUGCCAGCCUGUUUGUGACCCUCCUUGUCAGAACUAUGGAGUAUGCGUUGCCCCCAACAGCUGCGAUUGUCCUCCAGGUUAUCCAGGUGUGGGCUGCUCAGCCAUUUGCUCCCCGCCCUGUGCCCAUGGAGGAACCUGUAUGCGCUGGAACAAGUGUUUGUGUCCUGCUGGUUGGACUGGAGCAGGCUGCCAUACAGCUGUGUGUGAGUUGCCUUGUGCGAACAGUGGUCGCUGUGUUGGUCCUGAAACCUGCCAGUGUCCCUCCGACUACACCGGCCCUCAGUGCCUCUCGCCCCUGUGCACUCCUGCCUGUCAAAACGGGGGAAGAUGUGUGGAUGUGAACAAAUGCACAUGUGUUGCUGGUUGGCAAGGAGCUCGAUGCCAGAUAGAGCCUGUUGCGUGUCAGAAACCUUGUAAGAAUGGUGGCGUUUGUGUCGGCCUCAACAGAUGCCGCUGCACCAAAGGAUUCACCGGAAAUCUCUGCGAAACGGCGGUGACCACCCCCUGUGUACCACCCUGCCAGCAUGGAGCCACCUGCAGCCCUCACAACACCUGUACCUGUCCAGAAGGCACUGCAGGCCUCCGCUGUGAGAGACUGACGUGUCCUGUAGUCACCACGGUGGUCAGCAUGGCUCGAGCAGUAAGGAAGGCAUUUAGGGAGAGUUAUGUUGACCGGUGUGGACCUUUGGGAGUUCAACUUUGCACUAAAUACAGAAUAAAUCAGGCUCGAGUGUACCUGCAGGCCUACAGAGUGGGAUACAAAAUCCAGUGUCAGCAAAAGAAGGGCAGAUGAACAGUGCUGGAUGCAUUAAAGCUGCUUGUCAUAAGGAAACAUCACCCAACAGACAAAAAACUUGGCCAACAUGUGAAGGCAGAGAACAAGGACUGAAAAAGAAGUUCUGUAAACUGUAGAAUUAGUUGUAAUUGAAAGAGUGCGAGGAUGUUGUGUUGAGUUGAAAUGAAAAUGAGACAUAAUUGUAUUAGUAAGGCAGUUUAUUUGCUCUGUGACUUAUAAUGACAGGCAUUUUUACAUCCAUUUUGUACACAGUCAUAUAAUAUAUACAUUUUAUUAUAAAUAUUCCUUCAUAAAGAAGAUGUACAAUGGAUUCAUGUUUGUAUAUGGCAGCUGAAGGUUGUAAAUUGUGUCAUUCACUGUCUUUUUGUGUCAGUAUUGUGUACAUUUGUACUAACGAUGAUUUUUGAAUAAUAAGUACUGUCAC